Labrus bergylta (ballan wrasse) is the source of this 5161-nucleotide messenger RNA. Its product is annotated as myotubularin-related protein 7. Gene Ontology annotation, molecular function: phosphatidylinositol-3,5-bisphosphate phosphatase activity; phosphatidylinositol-3-phosphate phosphatase activity. Gene Ontology annotation, cellular component: membrane; cytoplasm. The record is from RefSeq and is a predicted model, not a curated record. Gene Ontology annotation, biological process: phosphatidylinositol dephosphorylation. NCBI's taxonomy places the organism in Eukaryota, Metazoa, Chordata, Actinopteri, Labriformes, Labridae.
CUUGAUGAACGCAGCUGUUAUCGACGUCACUAUCUAACGGAGACAGGGACCGUCAAAGCUCGGGUACCGCUAUACACGGGCAGGGUAGGACCCCUUUUCAUUCAGUUAAACCGAGCCAGCCCAGGAUACAGAGGUACGUAAAUCAUGGGACAUUGUGCAGGACAGGUCGACGACAGCAGCCACAGAGGAAACAGCUCCAUUACUCGGGUGGAACAGGGAAUUUAAUCGCUGACGGGUUACGGCUACAACCCUCCUCUUUCUCCAUCUCCUCCAUUUUGGUUGUCAGUGAUGGAGCACAUCCGGACGCCCAAGGUGGAAAAUGUGCGUCUCAUUGACCGGUCAUCGGGCCAGAGGAAGGCCAGCACUGGGACUCUCUACCUUUCUGCCACACACACCAUCUUUGUAGAGAACAACCCUGAGACACGCAAGGAGACAUGGGUGUUGCACAGCAUGGUGAGCAGUGUGGAGAGGCCGCCCACGAUCCCUGCAGGAAGUCAGCUGAUCCUGCGCUGUAAAAACUUCCGGGUCUACCAGAUCCUGAUUCCACAGGAGAGAGACUGCAUGGACGUCUACUCCUCAUUGGUCAGAUUGUCUCGACCAGAGAAGUACAGCGAGUUGUACUGUCUGUCCUUUAAUCCCAAUGUGAACAAAGAGGAGAGAGAGGAGUCGUGGAACUUCAUAGACGUCAUGGCUGACUACAAGAGGAUGGGAGUUCCUAAUAACCUUUGGGUCCAUACAGCAGCUAACAGUGAAUACAGGGUGUGUGACACUUACCCAUCAGAGCUGUUUGUUCCCAAGUCAGCUACACCCGCCAUCAUCGUGGGCAGCUCUAGGUUCAGGAGUCGAGGACGAUUUCCUGCUCUGUCCUACUUCCACCAGGACACACUGGCAGCAGUGUGCCGCUGUAGUCAGCCGCUGUCAGGGUUCAGUGGACGCUGUCAGGAGGACGAGAUGAUGCUUCAGGCUGUGAUGAAGUCCAACCCUGGCAGUGAAUUCAUCUAUGUGGUGGACACAAGGCCCAAGCUGAAUGCCAUGGCAAACCGAGCUGCAGGUAAAGGCUACGAGAACGAGGACCACUACACCAACAUCAAGCUGCAGUUCAUCGGCAUCGAAAACAUUCACGUGAUGAGGAGCAGCCAGCAGAAAAUCAUUGAUGUGGGUGAGAUGAAAGCUCCAUCAAUGACUGACUUCCUGUGGGGUCUGGAGAACUCCGGCUGGCUGAAACACAUAAAAGCUGUACUCGAAGCUGGGGUCUUCAUAGCCAGGGCAGUUGCUGAUGAAGGGGUCAGCGUGUUGGUUCACUGUUCAGACGGCUGGGACAGGACGGCUCAGGCCUGCUCCGUAGCCAGUGUACUGUUAGACCCGUUCUACAGAACCAUCAAAGGACUCAUGGUGCUAAUAGAGAGAGACUGGGUUUCCUUUGGUCACAAAUUCUCCCACAGGUAUUCCCACCUGGACGGAGAUCCCAAAGAGGUGUCCCCGGUCAUCGAUCAGUUCCUGGAGUGUGUGUGGCAGCUGUCCGAGCAGUUCCCGUGUGCCUUUGAGUUCAACGAGCGCUUCCUCACCGCCAUACACACACAUGUCUACUCUUGUCAGUACGGGACCUUCCUCGGAAAUUGCCAAAAGGAACGCAGAGACCUAAGGCUUCAUGAACGGAGUCACUCUGUGUGGCCUCAGCUGUGGAAGGACCGGGCUGAGUACAUCAACCCUCUUUACAAGGCCGAGCUGAGCCAGAGUCAGGGUGUCUUGAGACCCAAUACCACCCCCUACUGCUUCAAGAUGUGGAAGGGACUUUAUAACCACGUGGAGAAAUCUACGCCUCCUCGUCAGACACCUUCAGACUACCUGACUGCAGUGAGGGAGGAAUCCCAGCAGCUGGAGGAGGAGCUGACCAAUCACCAGGAGAGGAUUGCAGCCCUGACGGGGAAGCCAAUCACGUGGGAGAAGAUCGAGGUUCCGAGGAGGAGGACUAGUCACCUGUGGCAGAAACACUGCGGGCCGGACCCGCCCACCAAUUACACACACCCGAUCACCAGCUGUGCACAGGACAACGACCAGGCCCUCUCUAAACCAUUCAAUCAGAACGCUCAGACCAAGGACCCCGCACUCACCCUGCCUCUCGGGUUGUACACACAUCUCAAAAGUCAGGACACCGAUGACCUCUCUGCCUGCAGUGACCUGGAGUCUGGGGUGGCCGACCUCAGCAGCCGCUCGUCCAGUGGCGGGUAUGAAAGCAAGGACUCUGACCCAAAUGAGACCGCCUUCAUUUCUGCCUGACUGGAAUAAAAGGGGAACCCUGCUGUCUGGCUGUCUCUCCCCAACCCCCCCCCCCAAGAAAUCUUUCUUCAUGCACCUGGAGGAGAGGCUGUGAGCAGGUAAAGAUGGCUGCUGGCUGACUGACUGAGUCUGUUGGAGUUAUUCUUUUUUUUUUUAGUCUAAAGGGAACCCUUGCUGUUAUCAGUUCAGCUGUUUGAUGAAGGCACUAAAAAAGGAUGCUACUUGAGAAUUUUUAUUUAACUUUUUUUAAUUUCCUUUUUUUUGCAGAAAGGUUGCUAUUUUUUAUACGUGUAUGCUGCUUUUAGGCACAAUUCCAUAAUUUGUACUCGGUGUAACAAAUGCACAGUUGCCACGCUGAGAUGGAUGAAUGUUAAUGAAAGCAGCCUGAUUAUGUACAGGGAUCUUUUCUUGUCUUUAAGCAAGAGGGUGGUCUUUCAGUUUGAGAGCAUGAAAUGUUGUCAUGCUUUGCCUCAAAACCCUGCUCACGCACUCAAACAGUCCUCUGGAGUUCUUCCAUUUUUAAAGGGUCGAUGCGCAAAAAAAGUGCACAGAAGCAUUUCAUGUGCAAUUAAAAGGCAAAAAAAAAACGAAUCUCCGAGUAGAGGCCAUUUUUGGAGCAAAAGCAAAGUUAAUCUGAGUUCAAGCAGGGUUUUAAAGAAAAGCAAUACAACUCCAAAAUUGAAGCUGGAAAUGUAAGUUCUGAAAUGAAGAGGCCACUCAUUUGAAUAAAGAUUGGAGAAAAAUCUAGAACGGUUUUACUCUAAUGUGAUGAGGUAAGGGAAACUGUCUUCAGAGAGUCUUACAAACUUUAACAUGGGUUCAUAUUUAUUAUGAUACUUCUUCAAAUAACACAUCUCUGCUCAACCCAAUCAAAAACCAGAAAAUUGAAGGAAAAUCUGUUCAUUGAUAUUAUUCUGUCAGCCUUUCUCUUACUGAAAACUAUAUGUUUUACUAGUACUUAAAUGUUUCCCUUUAGGUUUAGGUAAGUCCUAUACCACAGUUCUAGUGUGAUACAAAGCUGAUCGACAUCCAAAUAAAUUACAGGACGGAAAAUCACAUUUUAAGUCACCGGUAAUUAAGGAGAGAGUGGUUUCCUGAGAGCUUUAGGGUGUUUAGACAUGACAGGUCUUCAGUCUCAUCAUGAUAAACAGUGCUAUAAAACGUUUCAGGGGAAAAUGUAAAAUGAUAUUUAAUGUAGUUUAAACACUGGGGGGGUGAUGAGCCAACAGCCAAAAUCUACUCUGAACCUAAAUUGACAUAAAGCUGAGUCAUGCACUGAUGUUUUUUAUUUCCUCUCUCGUACCUUUUCUGUUUGUUUUUUAUUUAACACUGUUUGCCACUAGGGGUCAGUAUUUAGUGUUUAUGCUUUUUGGAGAUCAAACACAACAUACUUAGUUCAGAUGUGACAUUGUGGCUUACAUCCUGGCUACAAAGAAAACACCACGAGGUAAACAUAUAGUUGGCUAUCACCCGAAAUAAAGUUCUUAAUCCUGCUGUUGGGGCUGUGACUGGCUAGAACGACUGUGAAAAAUAUGUCUUCAGGAUACAAGAGAUCACUGUUUAUAUCCUUUUUUUAUCCUCUCUUAUCAUUUGAACCCAAACCUGAAUGUUUACUUGACCUUACCAGGUAGUUUAUUACAUUAAAACCUUUGUCCCAUAGUUUGAGUGACAACAAAUCUCCCUUGACUUUUAAAAAACUGUUUAUGUUGUUACAAGUGCACUGCCCUUUGGAUGCAACAGGGUAUAUAUACUCCAUCGAUGAUUAGUGACACACCAAACAAGUGACAGGUAACACAUUCACAGAAUCAUGGCCAUUUCACAACCCUGAAGAAAACACUGCACCUUCUUUUCAGAUGAAUUACUCCCCUGGGUUUUUAUCAUUUCUCCUUCCUAGCCUGAACUGUACGGGAUAAUAAAACAAAGCGGGACUUAAUGUCUGACUUCUUCUUCACCCACUUUGACCUCUUGGUAGUUAUCAAAAAAGGGAUGAAUAAGAACAAAAUGUGAACAAAAAUAUUUAUGUUUACAAGCAAAUGCUGAACUUUUUCUUUUUCUUUUCUUGUGUGCAAUAUAUUAUUUUAAAGCCAUUAGUUAGUUUGUUUCAGUGAACUGUCUAUCAACAAUAUUCAUGAUUUAUGCUCAGAAAAGUUUGUCAGAUAACCAAUGUUUCUAAUGUCCUUGGAACACUAUGAUUGACUGAUGUGUGCUUUAAGAACUGAAGAAUGAAAAGUUGAUCUCCUUUUAGGUGUCUUUAACUUUUUACAUUCCCUUAAACUUUAUGUCCAUAGAGAUUGAAAUACUAUUUCAGUUUGUUUUUGGAAGUGCAGUCCAUAUUUGAACAAGUACUGACUGAUAUAUUAGGGAAUACUGGUUAUGUUGGUGUAUUUGUAUUUUAUGAAAACGGACUUUUGCUGCAAGAACUCCCUCUUUAAAGACAGCAAAGAAAACACUGUAUGUCUUACACAUGCUAACAGUCUUAAACAUAAUAACAGUUUGUGUUCACUGUUGAGCAGUGGCAAUCAUUUAUCAAAUGUAUUAUCAUGUAGCCAAGUUUUCAAAGCGUGGAUUUUAGUCUGAAAUCAUGUACACAUUCAUUUGGUCAAAUUAGGAAAUAAGAGCCAGGAUUUGUUUGUUGUUACAUCUAGAAAAGUCUCUCUCUUUAAAGCUGUGAAGCACUGAAACUUAAACACGUGUUUAACUGGAGAAAAAACUAAAAAGACAGUGUUGGUGUCUAAAAGCUGGAGGCCCUGACCUUGUCUCCUUUGAAACUUGUAAAUUUCAUUGUAGCCUGUGGUGUGUAUGUCAGUGUGUGUGUGUGUAUGUUCUGUAUUCAUCAUGUAAAUGAUCUAUCAAUAAAUGCACUGUUGAAGGCAAAUGCAAUAUA